Spirometra erinaceieuropaei is the source of this 1885-nucleotide messenger RNA. NCBI's taxonomy places the organism in Eukaryota, Metazoa, Platyhelminthes, Cestoda, Diphyllobothriidea, Diphyllobothriidae. The record is from the annotation of a GenBank genome assembly.
AUGGCGGUUGAUGCUACUGUUAUUAGAGCUCCAAGGUUUUUAGAAACUCUCGCGCCUCUUUGGCGUUGGCCCUAGCGAUCACUUCAGUCCCCUCCCAGUUGAAGAGGUGAUCACACUCAAGGGCGUGCGCGAACACGAGACACAAGGUGUUCCCGUCGUUAAUGCGGGUCCCAGGUCGUCGGCCGGUAUGCCCAACAUAAACGCUAGAGCAGUUUACACAUGGAAUGCGGUAAAUGUCAUUUGUUUGCUGCUCCUUCGGUAUAUUUGCAUUCUAAGUACGGCACAGGCCCUAAGACAUUUUUCCGGCUCUCCCGUCCUGUAAGCAUUGGAACUUCGUUGCAUUAGGGUAGAACCCGGUGUGUGACUUCAUGGCAAAAAACUGAAAAAUGUAGGAGGCCGGCAACAUUUGGGAAAGAGCUUCUCACCAAAGUGUCCCCCAAGCAAUGUACCGACCUCGAAGCCCCCGAAUUACAUUGCGACGCACCCGAACAAGGAGCUUUUGAGAUAGUUUUCCGUGUCAAGACCGCUAAUUUCGGCUACUUUGAUGCCUGCUGCAUGUUGGUAGUGCCAUUUUGAUUUUGGCCACCGACGCUGGUCGGAUGGCAGUGUCUUGUCUCGGCCAGUGAUUUGUCUGGACGCCGGUGAAGGAUGUUGCCCUCGUCGCUCGAUUAGGGACUGUGUUCCCCUUAUUUGCUUUUAGGCCUAAUUAACACACCCAUUCAGACUGUGUUCAUCAUAUUUGAAGCCCUGAUUUUUCAGACGUCGGCGACAAUCUGGAUGUCAAUCUGCAGGCUGCACCGCCCGGUCUGAUCUCCGCGUUUGGACAGGCCCAAAUCGCCGUGGGUGCCUGGGAGACGGAUUCCGCCCCUGCGCGUCCAGAGGCCUUCCAUCUGCCGGGUGAUCGGGAUCCUGGUACCGUGUCCGACAGUUAUUACUACGCCCACGAGGAUGAUGCUCGUUACGAUGACCGUCACUACGCAGAACAUGACGAGCCGGGUAUGUGGUGCCAGUUGGUAAUCCUCUUUUCUUUACUCCGCCUUGAAGGAUUGUUCCAGAGCUGACGUGAGUUGAAUGUCCUAUCGGAGAUCGUCGGUUGCAAGCGACGAGGACAGCUUCCGUCGGGGGGGAGGGGGGAGGAGGUGCAGUUAUGACUUCGCCUGGGCGUGAAUAGAGUGUUCGUAUGGGAGACUUUCUCAGCACCUAUCACAGUGUUUUGCUACGUUUAACCUGUCGUGCUGACCAGAUAACGUCAAGAUGACUGAGAAUUGGGUCUUAGUGCAGUUUUUAAUAUGUCAUGGAGACUCCUUCUACGCAGAAUGUUACUAUCGACAAAGAAAAGGAAGACUGGAAUGGCCACUUCUGGCCUAUUAACCAUCUUCAGCCAGUCAUACCCAACCCCGAGGUAAGCAACACCUGUCGCGAGUUCGAGCCACAAGCGUUCUACACCUCGUGGUUGGUAUGACUGGCCGACGAAGGCCAAUAAUCUAGAAAUGGCCAUUCCAGUCUUCCCUGUCUUUUUCGGCAAUAACAUUUUGCCUAUAUCACGCGCCGCUGUGCGACUGCUGGUUGGGCUCGAGAGAGAGCCCGUAAGGCACAAAGGGACGAGCGAGUUCCUCAAGAACGAUCGGUGAGGACUUUUUCUACGCCUGUGUUGGCAUAUGCACACAUUAACCGAGCCCCAUCGAAGUCGGCACGCUUCCCCUCAUGAUGCGUCAUCGAGGCCGCUAACUGUCGUCCUGUUGCCUAGAUGAUUAUGGCUUCCGAUUGAGUUGAACUGCUCAACCAAUAAUUUUUUUGCUCUUUAGACUCCGCCAACGACCACGAGCCACCUGCCUUGGAAAAUGACCUCCGCGAAAACACCUCAGAUCAACACGCCUUUACCUGA